GCGAGCGUUUUCCGUUGCGUGACGUCACAGAGAGCGAAGCCACACUUCCUCGAGCUUGUAGGAGGAGCCGCUCUCGAGACGGGAGAGCGCCGCGUAAAAAAAAAAAAGUCAGUCAGUCAGUCAGAGAAAUUACGAUUAAAAAAAAAAAAAAGACAUAUAAACAUGAAUAGCUGUUUUAUUUAUUUUUAAAUUUACAAAUAACAAACAAAAUAAAGAUACGACGACAGGGGGGGGGGCGUGUAAAAUAAAAAAAAAUAGGACAAAGUUUGGGGCCGAGUCAGAAGGCGGCGGCGGUGGAGGAGAAAGGUGUUUUUUUUUUUUUCAUUUUUUAAAUUUUUAAAACGGUUAUUUUUGAGAGAAGAUUUUUUUUUUUUUGGUGGAGGCGGUGGUCAAAGACCCUCUCUCUCUGUUUUUUUUUAAUUUGUAUCGAGUGGAAAUACAAAAGGAAAGUACAUUUUCAGAAGACUCGAGUAUGUCGGCUCAGGCGCAAAUGAGAGCCAUGCUCGACCAAUUGAUGGGGACGUCGAGAGACGGAGACAGCACUCGACAGAGGAUCAAGUUCAUGGAUGACAGAGUGUGCAAGUCCCACCUGCUGGACUGCUGCCCUCACGACAUCCUGUCAGGAACAAGGAUGGAUUUGGGGGAGUGUAACAGGAUUCAUGACCUGGCUCUCCGUGCUGACUUUGAGAUCGCCUCCAAGCAUCAGGAAUACUUCUUCGAACUGGACGCUACAGAUCACCUCCAGUCCUUCAUUGCUGACUGUGAUCGCAGGACAGAGUUGGCCAAGAAAAGGCUCGCAGACACACAGGAGGAGAUCAACGCAGAAGUGGCAGCCAAGGCGGAGCGGGUUCACGAGCUGAAUGAGGAGAUUGGGAAGAUGCUGGCUCAGACCGAGCAGCUGGGAGCUGAGGGGAACGUGGAGGAAUCGCAGAGGCUGCUGGGAGAGGUGGAGAUAACCAGAGGCUUGAAGAGAGAGGCUGAGGAUGUGUACAGGAACUCGAUGCCAGCCUCCAGUUUUCAGCAGCAGAAGUUGCGGGUGUGUGAGGUUUGCUCCGCCUACCUGGGUCUCCAUGACAACGACCGCCGGCUCGCCGACCACUUCGGGGGCAAACUGCACCUGGGCUUCAUCGAGAUCCGGGAGAAACUGGAGAAGCUCAAGAAAGCAGUUGCAGCCAAACAGCAGCAGCGCAGCCUGGAGAGGGUGAAACGCAGAGAAGAAAGAGAGGAGCGAGACAAGGGCGAGAAGGAGGAGAGGGACCGAGAGAGGAAGAGGACAAGAUCUCGUAGCAGAGAAAACAAGAGGUCCGGUUCUCGCGAUCGACAGAGCCAUCGCUCCAGCUCCGCAUCCUCCUCUCGAAAGAGAAGACCCUCCCCGCCCGCUCGAGAGAGGGAACGAGACAGAGAGCGGGACAGAGGAGGAGAGCGGGAGAGAGGAGGAGGCAGGGGAGGAGAGCGGGAGAGAGGAGGAGGAGGAGGAGAGAGGAGACACAGACACCGAAACAGAUCAAACAGCAGGAGCCGGAGUCACCACCACAGCUCCAGAGAGAGGGAGGAGAGGAGAGACAGGAAAAAGAGAUCCUCGCGGGAGAAAUCGUCCCGCGACAGAGACGCCCAUUCCAGAGACGCCUCCCCCGAACCACAGGAGAGAAACCCGUCGAGCGACAACGGGCUGGCCAGCUCCGAGGAGAGAGAGGCGGGAGAGAUCUAGAGGAGAGAGAGGAGGGGGGUACAGGGGAGCCAGCUCCGAGGAGAGAGAGGCGGGAGAGAUCUAGAGG
Messenger RNA from Acipenser ruthenus (sterlet), 1775 nucleotides. Its product is annotated as putative RNA-binding protein Luc7-like 2. The record is from RefSeq and is a predicted model, not a curated record. Gene Ontology annotation, molecular function: mRNA binding. Gene Ontology annotation, biological process: mRNA splice site recognition. Gene Ontology annotation, cellular component: U1 snRNP; U2-type prespliceosome. Bases 473 to 1708 code for a protein of 411 amino acids. NCBI's taxonomy places the organism in Eukaryota, Metazoa, Chordata, Actinopteri, Acipenseriformes, Acipenseridae. The transcript has 10 exons.